GUAUCUUCAAAAUUUUCAUUCCUUACCUUUACUGUGAAUGCUAUUGCUAGCAGGCAGACAAGACCAAGCUUCAUCUCUUCAAAGCUGUCGCGCCGCCGCCGCCUAAUCUCUAUCUAAUUGAGUGAUGGUUAGGCCAGAUGGAGAAGAGGGGAUAUUGCUGCUCGAGUUUCACGGUAACGGUGACCGUUCCUGGCAGCUAAACUUCGAUGAUUUUCAGGUUUCACCGGAGCACAAGGAGAAGAAAUCGCCGAGCAAGCUCCAUAACUGUCUUGGUUGCUUGGGUCCGGAAGACAAUGUGGCAGAUUAUUACCAGCAACAGGUAGAGAUGCUUGAAGGCUUUACUGAAAUGGAUGAACUCGCAGAACGUGGCUUUGUCCCUGGAAUGUCAAAGGAAGAGCAAGACAAUCUGGCUAAAAGCGAGACAUUAGCCAUCAGAAUAUCGAACAUUGCAAACAUGGUUCUCUUUGCUGCUAAAGUCUAUGCCUCCGUCACAAGCGGCUCUUUAGCAAUCGUUGCUUCCACGUUGGACUCUCUUCUUGAUCUUCUCUCUGGCUUCAUCCUCUGGUUCACCGCCUUCUCGAUGCAGACACCAAACCCGUAUCAGUAUCCCAUUGGCAAGAAAAGGAUGCAACCACUGGGAAUCCUAGUAUUUGCAUCAGUGAUGGCCACACUUGGAUUGCAAAUCAUCUUGGAAUCUCUUCGGACAAUGUUAUCCAGUCACAAGGAGUUCAGCUUAACAAAAGAGCAAGAGAGUUGGGUGGUUGGGAUCAUGCUCUCCGUUACACUGGUCAAACUGCUUCUCGUUCUUUACUGCAGAUCCUUCAGUAACGAGAUUGUGAAAGCUUAUGCUCAAGACCACUUCUUCGACGUCAUCACAAACAUCAUUGGACUCAUUGCAGUGAUCCUCGCCAAUUACUUCGAUAACUGGAUGGAUCCAGUCGGAGCUAUCAUUCUUGCAUUGUACACAAUACGGACGUGGUCAAUGACGGUUUUGGAGAACGUGAACUCACUAGUUGGGAAAACAGCAACGCCAGAGUAUCUGCAGAAACUGACUUACUUGUGUUGGAACCACCAUAAAGCCAUAAGGCAUAUUGACACAGUGAGGGCUUACACGUUUGGAUCUCAUUACUUUGUGGAGGUUGAUAUUGUUCUCCCUGCUGAUAUGCCUCUGCAAGUGGCUCACGACAUUGGGGAAUCGCUGCAAGAGAAGCUGGAGCUGCUGCAGGAGAUAGAAAGGGCCUUUGUGCAUCUUGAUUAUGAGUAUACGCACAAACCUGAGCAUGCUAGAUCCCACUGUUAGCUGGAUUAUUCUUCUAUCUCUACGUCUAAAAAUUCUUAGAGCUUAAGAAUCUUCACCAUAUUGUUUAGUAGACAAAAAAAUACCUUUGUAAUCUAGUUUUGUUAAAACUAUAAUCUUAAGUCUAAAUAAAAUAAAUAUCAUUUCAGUGGGAUU
Molecule: messenger RNA, 1453 nt
Organism: Brassica rapa (field mustard)
Lineage: Eukaryota; Viridiplantae; Streptophyta; Magnoliopsida; Brassicales; Brassicaceae
Product: metal tolerance protein 11
Biological process (GO): transmembrane transport; monoatomic cation transport
Cellular component (GO): membrane
Molecular function (GO): manganese:proton antiporter activity
Source: RefSeq, a predicted model, not a curated record